This is a messenger RNA of Ficedula albicollis (Collared flycatcher), 663 nucleotides long. RefSeq lists its product as uncharacterized. The transcript has 3 exons. The record is from RefSeq and is a predicted model, not a curated record. NCBI's taxonomy places the organism in Eukaryota, Metazoa, Chordata, Aves, Passeriformes, Muscicapidae. Bases 88 to 663 code for a protein of 191 amino acids. Gene Ontology annotation, molecular function: nucleic acid binding. Gene Ontology annotation, biological process: DNA integration.
CUGGCUCGAUGGGCCCACGAUGCCUCAGGUCACCAGGGCAGAGAUGCCACCUAUAAGUGGGCACGAGACCGAGGGGUGGAUCUAACCAUGGACAGUAUUUCCCAGGUAAUCCACGACUGUGACACGUGUGCUGCCAUCAAGCAGGCCAAGCGGGUGAAGCCCCUCUGGUAUGGGGGACGGUGGUCCAAAUAUAAGUACGGAGAGGCCUGGCAGAUUGACUACAUCACACUGCCUCAGACCCGCCAGGGCAAGCGCUACGUGCUGACCAUGGUGGAAGCCACCACCGGAUGGUUGGAGACCCACCCUGUGCCUCACGCCACUGCUCAGAACACCAUCCUUGGCCUGGAAAAGCAAGUGCUCUGGAGGCAUGGUACCCCUGAGAGAAUUGAGUCAGACAACGGGACUCAUUCCAAGAACAACCUUAUAAUCACCUGGGCUAGAGAACAUGGCAUUGAGUGGGUGUACCAUAUUCCCUACCACGCACCAGCGGCUGGGAAAGUCGAACGGUGCAAUGGGCUGCUUAAAACCACCUUAAAGGCACUUGGUGGGGGGACUUUCAAGAACCAGGAGAUUAAUCUACCGAAGGCCACAUGGACUGGAGACAAAGGGGUAGGUGGGGGCUGGAUUCUGGGGGUUUUUGGCUCUUUCGCUGGCUACGACUGA